GUUUUGUGUAUCUCGUGUGUCUCUGGGUUCCGGCAGCAACGCGUGCUGGCUGCCCGCGCUGCCGAGCAGUGCUGGUGCUACCAGCGCUAUCAGCCGCGGCUUAAUCUUUUUUUAAUAUUAUUUACAGUUAUUUCAGACACUAAAAAUUAAAUCUGGGUUUAAUCUUCACUAAAAAAUACCGACAUUAAAUUUUGCGCUACCUCGGUUCCUGCCUGUCCCCACUGCAGUGUUGUUUCCCUCGCUCCCAGCAAUGGCUCUGUGUUUCCUGAGUGGUUUGAAAUGGGAACUCAGUGAAUUGCAAGGGGAAUAAAUUAGUGCGAGAUGCACUCACUUCCCUAAGAUAGAAGUGAAAGUUGGGUUUGUUUGGUGUGCUGGGAGAAUGCUGGGUAAAAGUCUCUGACGUGGUGAUAACGGGCACGUUGAUAUGUUGUUUUUUGUAGCCCAAAAUGCUCCAAACUCUGACUGGGAGAAGAAGGUAACCGAAUACUUCAAGGAGAAAUUAAAAGAAAAUAAUGCUACUAACUGGGUCCCAUCACUGAAUGAUGUUCCUGUACAUUACCUGAAACCCAACAGCUUAGUGAAAUUUCGCUGCAUGGUUCAAGAUAUGUUUGAUCCUGAGUUUUACAUGGGAGUCUAUGAAACAGUUGACCCAAACACAAAUGCACGGGUUUUGCAUUUUGGUAAAUACAGAGAUGUGGCAGAAUGUGGGCCUCAGCAGGAAAUUGAUUUGAACUCCUCACAAACAGUCACCUCGGAGAGACAGACUUUCUACUGUGUUCCAGUGCCUGGUGAAUCUGCAUGGGUGAAGGAAGCCUACAUCAGUGCCAGCCAGGCCCGGGUGAGCCCCUCCACCUCCUACACCCCCAGCCGCCACAAGAGGAGCUAUGAGGAGGACGAGGACAUGGACCUGCAUCCCUCCAAACAGAAGGAGCAGCACAUGGGCAGUGGAGGUGAUAUCCAUGGAUGUGUGGAGGCAAAGAGAUUAGAAACAGAAGCUUCUGCAGGCCAUCAUGUCAUUUCUCCCAACUGCUCCCCUCCACUUGACCUAAAUUUUCCCUUGCCAGGAGAGAAGGGACCAGCAUGUCUUGUAAAGAUCUAUGAGAGCUGGGAGAGCUUCAAAGUCAAUGAUGUGCUGGAGGUGUUUGGUGUUCUGUCUGUGGACCCAGUGCUGAGCAUAGUGAACAGUGAAGAGAGGGACAGCUCCAGCCUGGAUCCCAUGGAGUGCAUGGACACCAUGGAGGAGCAGAGGGUGCACAGCCCCCCAGCCUCCCUGGUGCCCAGGAUCCACGUCAUUCUGGCCCAGAAGCUGCAGCACAUUAACCCCUUGCUGCCUGCCUGCCUUAACGAAGAGGAGAGCAAAACCUUUGUUUCUAAUUUCAUGUCUGAGCUGUCACCAGUGAGAGCAGAGUUGCUGGGGUUCCUCACCCAUGCCCUCUUGGGAGACAGUUUGGCUGCUGAAUACCUGAUACUGCAUCUCAUUUCUACAGUCUAUGGCAGACGGGAUGUGCUUCCUCUGGGAAAAUUCACCGUCAACCUGAGCGGCUGUCCCCGGAGCAGCGCCUUCAGCGAGCACCUGUACCGCCUCAUCCAGCAGCUGGUGCCAGCAUCCUACCACCUGCGCAUGAGCAUCGAGAGCAUGAACCACUCGCGCUUCAUCCCCCACAAGGACUACGCUGCCAACCGCCUGGUCAGCGGGCUGCUGCAGCUGGCCAGCCACACCUCCCUGGUCAUCGACGAGACCCAGCUGGAGCAGGGACAGCUGGACACUGCAGGUGUCCAUAAUGUGACAGCCCUGGGGAACCUGAUCACCUGGCAGAAGGUGGAUUAUGACUUCAAUUACCACCGGAUGGAAUUCCCAUGCAACAUUAAUGUGCUGAUCACUUCCGAGGGCCGCUCGCUGCUGCCGUCAGAUUGCCAAGUCCACUUACAGCCACAGAUAAUUCCCCCAAACAUGGAAGAGUACAUGAGCAGCCUCCUCACGGCAGUGCUGCCCUCCGUGCUGAACAAAUUCCGAAUUUACCUGAGUUUGUUGAGGCUGCUGGACUACAGUAUAUCUGAUGAGGUGACCAAGGCAGUGGAAGAAGACUUUGUGGAAAUGCGCAAGAACAACCCCGAGAGCGUCACGGCCGAUGACCUGCACAAAAUGCUGCUGGUGGCCAGGUGGGUGUGGUGCUCCUGUCACCCCUCUGGGCUCCCCAGCCAGCUGCAGCUUCAGCCAGCCCUUCAGCUGGAGGCGCUGCGCAAGGCCAGGCUGCAGCAGCAGCAGUGUGUCAAUGGCAAUGAACUUUAA
Messenger RNA from Zonotrichia albicollis (white-throated sparrow), 2290 nucleotides. Lineage: Eukaryota; Metazoa; Chordata; Aves; Passeriformes; Passerellidae. The record is from RefSeq and is a predicted model, not a curated record.